Messenger RNA from Schizosaccharomyces octosporus yFS286, 1230 nucleotides. RefSeq names its product pig-U. The transcript is spliced from 2 exons. Gene Ontology annotation, biological process: protein localization to cell surface; attachment of GPI anchor to protein. Lineage: Eukaryota; Fungi; Ascomycota; Schizosaccharomycetes; Schizosaccharomycetales; Schizosaccharomycetaceae. Bases 1 to 1230 code for a protein of 409 amino acids. Gene Ontology annotation, cellular component: GPI-anchor transamidase complex; membrane. The record is from RefSeq and is a predicted model, not a curated record.
AUGAAGUCGAAAGAAACACUGAAAUUGACGUUCAUUGCUUUAUUCUCCUUUCUUUUUCAAUAUUAUCUCUCACGUUCGAGCGUUUCAGAAGCAUUGUCAAAAAGAAUUGAAAUUGCAACUCCUAUAUCUAACUUUCUGCGAGUACAAGAAGGGCUUUUUCUAUAUCGCCGUGGACUUGAUCCAUACGAAGGAGGGAUUUAUUUUCAGUCCCCAUUACUUUUGUUUCUCCAUUUCACCUUUGAAUUAUUAGGGGGAGUCGAUGCAAUACGCAUGCUUUAUUCCUUCUUAACUGUAGCUAAUGGUUGGUUUGUUUACAGUAUUUCAAAGAAGUUUCAAGAGAAUAGGAAACGUAGAGAACUUUAUGCUGGAACUUCUUCUUUGUGGAUUUAUAUCAUUUACCUGCUGAAUCCACUUACGUUUCUUCCGACGAUAGCUUGUUCAAGCGAUGUUGUUUUGAAUUUUUUUACGCUUACUUUUGUUUACUUUGCGAUUCAAGGUUAUCAAGUGGGAUACGCUUGCACUACUGCCUUAAGUCUAUUUAUUAAUCCGAGUACAAUUUCUCUUGUUUUACCCAGCUACUAUAUCUUGAGGCGAAGCAACCAAAAUGUCCAUCUUUCCAAGACGCUUAUUAUUUUCUUAUUUUACAUGUCUUGUCUGGUAUUUGGCUCAGCAAUUCUCUUAAACUCAUAUAAUUUUUUGAUGGCUCCACUUCAUGUGUAUAGGAACGCUCAUGACCUCUCUCCUAACAUCGGACUUUGGUGGUAUUUUUUUACUGAGGUUUUUGAAGAAUUCCGAUUGUUUUUCUUAUUUGUUUUUUCUGUAGCUCCCGUCAUGUUCAUCAUCCCAAUUACCAUUCGUUUGCGGAAGCUACCUUUAAUUGCGACUGUCCUAAUGAUGGGAAUACACGGCAUAUUCAAAAUUUAUCCUUCCAUUGCCGAUUAUUCAUUGUUUGUAUCUCUCCUUCCUAUCUUUGGAAAAGUUCAGGAAAAUAUGAAAUACAGUCUUUUAGCAAAUAAUGUAAUAGUUUUUGCUUUCGUUUUAGGGACAACGUUCUACCAUUCCUGGAUCACUCUUGGUUGUGGGAAUGCAAACUUUUUUUAUGCUAGCAAUCUGAUUCUAGCAAUAGGAAUCUCCCUCAAAGCGAUGGAUUUCUUGAGAGCAGUACUGAUGAUUGAGUGGAAAAGUGAGCAUCCGGAAAAGAGAGAUGAGUCUUUAGUACAAGUUCCUUAA